UACCCUCCCCCCCAUUGUGUCCCCUGCAGAGAUGCUGCCCCCACCCCCUUAGGCCCAAGGAAUCAGGAGCUAUGGGGCUGGGGGCCCUCUCAUCUCUACUGCUGCUGCUGUUCUCGGUGGCAACUGGAGGUGCUGACAUGACAGGACAUUUCAACCCUGCCAAGUGCCGCUAUGCCCUGGGCAUGCAGGAUCGGACCAUCCCAGACGGGGACAUCUCUGCCUCUAGCUCCUGGUCAGACUCCACGGCUGCUCGCCACAGCAGGCUGGAGAGCAGCGAUGGGGACGGGGCCUGGUGCCCAGCAGGGCCGGUCUUUCCCAAGGAGGAGGAGUACCUGCAGGUGGAUCUUCGGCGGCUGCACCUGGUGGCUCUGGUGGGCACCCAGGGGCGGCACGCUGGAGGCCUGGGCAAAGAGUUCUCACCCAGCUACCGGCUGCGCUACUCCCGGGACGGCCACCGCUGGAUGGACUGGAGGGACCGCUGGGGUCAGGAGGUGAUCUUGGGAAAUGAGGACCCGGGGGGAGUGGUGCUGAAGGACCUGGGGCCCCCCAUGGUGGCCCGACUGGUUCGCUUCUACCCCCGGGCUGACCGGGUCAUGAGCGUCUGUCUGCGGGUGGAGCUCUACGGCUGCGUCUGGAAAGAUGGACUGCUAUCGUACACGGCCCCUGUGGGGCAGACGAUGAACUUGAUGAACUUGGCUGAGGCUGUGCACCUCAACGAUUCCACCUACGAUGGACACACCACGCACACCGUUGGCGGGCUGCAGUAUGGAGGGCUGGGCCAGCUGGCAGAUGGUGUGCUGGGGCUGGAUGAUUUUCGGAACAACAACAGCCACACCCUGGGAGCCCGCCUGCCUGGCGGGGUGGAGUGUCGCUUCAAGCGAGGCCCAGCCAUGGCCUGGGAGGGGGAGCCUGUGCGUCACGUCCUGGGGGGCAGCCUCGGGGACCCCAGAGCCCGGACUGUGUCGGUGCCCCUGGGCGGCCGCGUGGCCCGCUUUUUGCAGUGUCGCUUCCUCUUUGCUGGGCCGUGGCUACUCUUCAGUGAGAUCUCCUUCAUCUCUGAUGUUGUGAAUGAGUCCUCCCUGGCUCUGGGGGGCACCUUCCCACCAGCCCCGUGGUGGCCACCUGGCCCACCUCCCACCAACUUCAGCGGCUUGGAGCUGGAGCCCCGGGGCCAGCAGCCCGUGGCCAAGGCAGAGGGCAGCCCGACGGCCAUCCUCAUCGGCUGCCUCGUGGCCAUCAUCCUGCUGCUGCUGCUCAUCAUCGCCCUCAUGCUCUGGCGGCUGCACUGGCGUCGGCUCCUCAGCAAGGCCGAGCGGCGGGUCUUAGAAGAGGAGCUGACAGUUCAUCUCUCUGUCCCUGGGGACACCAUCCUCAUCAACAACCGCCCGGGCCCUCGAGAGCCACCCCCCUACCAGGAGCCCCGGCCUCGCGGGAACCCAGCCCACCCUGCCCCCAGUGUCCCCAAUGGCUCUGCGUUGCUGCUCUCCAAUCCGGCCUACCGCCUCCUUCUGGCCACUUACGCCCGUCCCCCUCGAGGCCCGGGCCCCCCCACACCCGCCUGGGCCAAACCCACCAACACCCAGGCCUGCAGUGGGGACUACAUGGAGCCUGAGAAGCCAGGUGCCCCGCUUUUGCCCCCACCUCCUCAGAACAGCGUCCCCCACUAUGCGGAGGCUGACAUUGUCACCCUGCAGGGCGUCACGGGGGGCAACACCUACGCUGUGCCUGCGCUGCCCCCUGGGGGGGCUGGGGACGGGCCCCCCAGAGUGGAUUUUCCUCGGUCACGGCUCUGUUUCAAGGAGAAGCUUGGCGAGGGCCAGUUUGGGGAGGUGCACCUGUGUGAGGUGGAGCGCCCUCAGGAGCUGGUCAGUCUCGAUUUCCCCCUUAGUGUGCGCAAGGGGCACCCCCUGCUGGUAGCUGUCAAGAUCCUGCGGCCGGAUGCCACCAAGAAUGCCAGGAACGACUUCCUGAAGGAGGUGAAGAUCAUGGCGCGGCUGAAGGACCCGAACAUCAUCCGGCUGCUGGGCGUGUGCGUGCAGGACGACCCUCUCUGCAUGAUCACCGACUACAUGGAGAACGGCGACCUGAACCAGUUCCUCAGUGCGCACCAGCUGGAGGACAAGGCGGCCGAGGGGGCCCCUGAGGGUGGGGAGCCCGCCCAGGGGCCCACUAUCAGCUACCCGAUGCUGUUGCACGUGGCAACCCAGAUUGCCUCGGGCAUGCGCUACCUGGCCACACUCAACUUUGUGCACCGGGACCUGGCCACAAGGAACUGCCUGGUUGGGGAAAAUUUCACCAUCAAAAUCGCCGACUUCGGCAUGAGCAGGAACCUCUACGCCGGGGACUACUACCGGGUGCAGGGCCGGGCAGUGCUGCCCAUCCGCUGGAUGGCCUGGGAGUGCAUCCUCAUGGGGAAGUUCACCACGGCCAGCGACGUGUGGGCCUUCGGCGUGACCCUGUGGGAGGUGCUGAUGCUCUGCCGGGCCCAGCCCUUCGGGCAGCUGACAGACGAGCAGGUCAUCGAGAACGCAGGGGAGUUCUUCCGGGACCAGGGCCGCCAGGUGUACCUGUCCCGGCCACCUGCCUGCCCCCUGGGCGUGUAUGAGCUGAUGCUUCGGUGCUGGAGCCGAGAGCCGGAGCAGCGGCCGCCCUUUUCCCAGCUGCACCGGUUCCUGGCAGAAGACGCACUCAACACAGUGUGAAUCCUGACGCCCAGCCGCCUCCCUCGGGCUCAGAGGAGCCAGGCGCCAUCCAGAGGAGCCCAUGGCCCCGCCCCUGCCCGUUACCUCUGAGAGGCAGUGGGACCCCUCGCUGCUCCCCUCCUAGCAGCGCCCCACCCACCCAGGGGGCCUGUGGCCAGACCCUCUCAGGCCUCUUCUGGCCGUCCCUUGGGGAGGCCUGGGGCCGACACAGGGCAGACACUGGACUUGGCCUCUGGAGCCCCUGGGCCCCUGGACAACACUGGUUCUUGGAGGGAAGGUGUGGCCCACAGCCUCUCUCUCCGUCUCACACUGGACCCCACUGGCUGAGGGCCUGGGAGGCGAGGAGGGCGCAGAAGGACUUGUCCUCCGCUUGGCUCCCUCCCGCCAUCCGCAGAAACACUGGACCUGGGUGGCCCUGCCCGGCCCGUCACGCCCACUCUCCUGCCCGUUAGAGCUAGAACUCCUCUAAGCCGACGUUUCUGUGGAAUAAAUAUUGGAAUUAGGGGACAGGGGAACACGCCCGUGGCCCUGGGGCCAGGUAUCUCUGUCAUAGCUGCCACAUUGGUUUUUCUAUGAUCACUUGGGGUUUGUACAUUUUUGGCAGAAGAGACACAGAUUUUUACACUAAUAUAUGGAUCAAGCUCCGUGUAAUUUUAAUCCCCUGCACUAGGCAGGUAACAAUAAAGGUGAGUUUUCCACA
Messenger RNA from Myotis davidii, 3402 nucleotides. RefSeq names its product discoidin domain receptor tyrosine kinase 1 (gene DDR1). NCBI's taxonomy places the organism in Eukaryota, Metazoa, Chordata, Mammalia, Chiroptera, Vespertilionidae. Gene Ontology annotation, molecular function: ATP binding; protein tyrosine kinase collagen receptor activity; collagen binding. The transcript is spliced from 17 exons. Gene Ontology annotation, cellular component: signaling receptor complex; membrane. The record is from RefSeq and is a predicted model, not a curated record. Bases 72 to 2702 code for a protein of 876 amino acids. Gene Ontology annotation, biological process: cell surface receptor protein tyrosine kinase signaling pathway; protein phosphorylation; multicellular organism development.